GGGGACUUCGUCGUACCUGGGGCGCAGACUGCUUUCUUCCCGGCUCCCCGCCGCCCUGCAGCCAUGGCCUGGCAGCCUAUGGAGAUCAAUCCCGAGAUGCUGAACAAAGUGCUGUCUCGCCUGGGCGUGGGUCCCGGCUGGCGCUUCGUGGACGUGCUGGGCUUCGAGGAGGAAUCGCUGAGCGCCGUGCCGGCCCCGGCCUGCGCACUGCUCCUGCUGUUCCCCCUGACGGAGCAGCAUGAGAACUUCAGGAAACAACAGACUGAGAAAAUAAAGGAUCAAGAAAUCAGUUCCAAGGUGUAUUUCUUGAAGCAGACAGUCAGUAACUCCUGUGGGACAAUUGGUCUGAUACAUGCAGUUGCUAAUAAUAAAGACAAACUGAAGCUUGAUGAGGGGUCUGUCCUGAAGAAGUUUCUUGAUGAAACAGCUGAUCUGUCUCCUGAAGAGAGAGCUAAGCAUUUUGCAAAUAAUAAGGCUAUACAAGAAGUCCACAAUUCGGUUGCGCAAGAAGGACAAUGUCGGGUUGAGGACAAUAGUGUGAACUUCCACUUCAUCUUGUUUGUCAAUGUGGAUGGACAUCUGUAUGAAUUGGAUGGCCGUUUGCCAUUUCCUGUAAACCAUGGCACAAGCUCAGAUGACUUGCUAUUGAAGGAUUCUGCUAAGAUCUGCAGACAAUUUACAGAACGUGAAAAAGGAGAAGUUCGUUUUUCUGCUGUGGCUUUCUGCAAGUCUGCCUGAGACUCUGAAGAGAUGCAAGGAAAGCAGUUUAAUAGCACACCAGUAAAUGCAGUCUAAGCUCCAGUGCUUCAGUACUUGUUAAACACAGCUGUUCUGGUAAUUUAAAUUGUUUCCACCUUUUGCUAUACACAGGAGCAACAUCAGCUGAGCUUAUGCUAAAGGAUGAGCUCAAGUUUUAAUGUGAACAGUUUGGACACAUAAGAUGUCUUUAGACUCUUUUUUCACAUGUUAAGUAGAAAAUGCUUAACAGGGCUUGUUUAAUCUGUGUCAUGUUAAUUGAGCUGUUGGUUGAUAUUUCCUUGUCCUUAACCAGA
Gavia stellata (red-throated loon) is the source of this 1052-nucleotide messenger RNA. It is a transcript of the gene UCHL1, whose product is annotated as ubiquitin C-terminal hydrolase L1. The record is from RefSeq and is a predicted model, not a curated record. Bases 64 to 738 code for a protein of 224 amino acids. NCBI's taxonomy places the organism in Eukaryota, Metazoa, Chordata, Aves, Gaviiformes, Gaviidae. Gene Ontology annotation, cellular component: cytoplasm. The transcript is spliced from 9 exons. Gene Ontology annotation, molecular function: cysteine-type deubiquitinase activity. Gene Ontology annotation, biological process: protein deubiquitination; ubiquitin-dependent protein catabolic process.